AAACAACGAGGAGUUUAGAUCGAGCCGUGGUGUCGGAAGCUGCAGUGCCGUGAUGUGAUGGGAGCUGUGGUGCUAGGUUGUCCUUAAAAUCGACAAUAAUUCUGCAUUUUGCAUUCCCAGGUCGCUUGUGUCGUUCCUUUCCUUCCCCGUCGUCGUGUGUGAUCCGUAGAAAGUGUAAGAAUCGUUCAACCUGAACCAGAACGAAUCGUUUAUUUGUUGUAUUUUGUGUGUGCAAACGCUCCGCUAGUAAUCGCGACCAGCAGAUACGUGCGUAGUUCUCGGGGCCGAGUUCUAGGCCUUCUUUUUCGACUCUUUCGCGUAGUGUGCUUCCGAUAUUGUGCAUUAGUUUGCAGGUUUGUGGCCAUCCACUACCUCCCGUUUUCUCGUCGUUGCUGUGCCUACUAAUAACGCACGAGCGUCGUGGCACAGAGGCCCCCAGCCCAAAAGGGAUCCGAGCCAAAGUGGUGUCGUAGUCCGCUACUAAAGGCGGCCCUGAUUUGAGGGUUACAGCGAAAGAAAGUAAAUCGUAAACCGUGAGAUCGCUGGUGGUGUAACUUUAAUCGACCGAUGGAUGCGACAGGAGCGUGCGGGGGCCAGCGUGCGUAAACGGUGGAGUGGGAAAGGCUCUUGCGUAUUGCGUAUAGAGAGUGUUGUUAGUGGAAUGCAGGGGAACCAGCAGCAGCAGCAGCAGGGAAGGAUAGGAAAUGUCAAUGGAUUGAAACGCGGAUUGUCUUGAUGGGAUGUUAAAGUUUCCUGCGGUCACCCUGAAUUGUGUAUCUUGAAUUCCGGUCUACACUAAAAGCAAAGGUUACUGUGCGCGACCAGUUCGUUUUACGUAAUUCUGCGUCUCAACGCCAAGUGGAUCCGAUUGGAGCCCUCUACUCGAGGAUUGUUCAAAGAGUGUACAAAGAUCCAAACACUACCCAAUCCCCCGUGUGUCCCCAAAGGUGCAAAAUGUCGAUCGAAGAGCGCUUUAACGCCGCCGUCAGCGUAAUCCGAGGGCUGCCAAAGAAUGGACCGUAUCAACCCAGCAACGAUAUGUUGCUACGAUUCUACUCCUAUUUCAAGCAAGCCACGAAAGGCACAUGUUGUGAGCGUAAACCAGCGUUCUGGGAUGUGGUAAAUCGCGCCAAAUGGGAAGCCUGGAACCGGUUGGGUGACAUGCCGAAGGAGACAGCGAUGCAGAAAUAUGUGGACGAGUUGAAAAAGAUCGUCGAAACCAUGUCGUACACCGAUAAUGUGGCCAACUUCAUGGAGUACAACAUGAGUGAACUGGAUAAUGUCAACAUCAGCGAUUUGGAGAUGGUCGCUCCAGAGGCGAUCAAGAAGGCAAGAUCGCGCCCCAACUCACCGCUUGCCUCGCGUGAAGCCAGUCCUGUUGGGCGCCUCUCGCCUGUUACGCCUCCGCCAACGGCAGCGGUACAGAAUGGUGCUACUCCGCUGGUGAACGGUCAUGUCCAUAAACCGACUGCGAUCAACGGCUACCAUCACCAUACACACCAAGAUCACAACCAUCAUCAUCAGAGGAAUGGUAGCGGCGUAAAUGGUAGAUCAUCUCCAGUUAGCAACGGAGGCAUUAGCUCAGGACCAUCGGAACUCAGUGACGAUGACGAAUACAUCGACACGAUGGAUGAUGAAUUUGAAAGCGAAAUACCGGCGACGUCCGCCGUUUUCCGUCCAAUCGAAGCAGUAAACCAUGGGCAUCACUACUACCAGCACCAGCGGAAUGCUUUAGUGAACGGCAUAGACAAUAGUAUCGUGCAAAGUGGUGGAAUAGUGACCACGCAGAUAUCGCUCACCGUCGAUCGGUUGAAUGCAAACAUGCAGCAGCUUUUGGGACGGGUCGAUACCAUUGAGCAAUCCUUGGCCACACUACGCGAUGAACAGCAGAGGCAGCAACAGCAACUGGCAAAAAUUAGUGCAACGUCCAUUGGAAACAGGCGCAAUCGAUCACUUCUUGGAGCAUUGCCCGCCUGGUGGCCCUUCCCUGAAAUAACACCGGCGACGCUGGCAUUUAUUAUUCUUUGGCCACUGGUCAUCAAUCGAGUUACCAGUUGGGCGCAGAGAAAGAAACUUUAAGCGAAUCGUAGAACCGUAAGGGAUAACGAGCGGGUUGUGACACGUUAACAUUUUGAGGCGCGGUUUGCCUUCUGCAAGGGAAGGGUUUCUGUUCUGUUGGCUCUGUUUAUUUUGUUUGAGGUUCCGGGGGGGUUGAGGUCCUUAUUGCAGCUUUUAUAUUACUCACAUGGUUUACGAAUCACAAAAAAAAAAGGUUUAUUGUAUAUUUAUAGCUUCAACUCUUCCACACAUUUCCGGAUGUUGUACUUGUAGAAGAGAGAUAUCGUAUAAGCCAUCCACGAAUACCUUACUUGGUGCUCCAGAGCAAUGCAUUCCUUUUUCAAAUACCUAGACGCGACGCAGCUUGCGAUAUUUUGUUAUUGACGAACUAUAAUGGACCACUAUCAGUUUCAACCAUCGUAAAAGUGCAAUUUUCUGUUAUCCUAUUGCUAUAACUUAUUUAUAAUGUAUUGAAACGGCAACCUGAUAUGAACCAUUGGAACAUAUUUUCGUACUAAGUAUGUGAACAAAGCAUAUGUUUUAAUAGUUUAAAUAUAUGUUGGACCACAACAAUGUA
This is a messenger RNA of Anopheles aquasalis, 2635 nucleotides long. Its product is annotated as acyl-CoA-binding domain-containing protein 4. Gene Ontology annotation, biological process: fatty acid metabolic process. NCBI's taxonomy places the organism in Eukaryota, Metazoa, Arthropoda, Insecta, Diptera, Culicidae. Gene Ontology annotation, molecular function: fatty-acyl-CoA binding. The record is from RefSeq and is a predicted model, not a curated record. Gene Ontology annotation, cellular component: cytoplasm.